AUGAUACCGAAUUCGGCGCUGCAUUGUAUAACCGUAACCGUAUUGUUUCAGCUCACGGAUGCCGAACUCACUACGGUCCGCUUGGACACUCAUGAUACGUUCCAAAGUUGUUGGGGAGCCGGAGAACGAAAAAAGACAAAGGAAGAGAAAUCACAUAAGAAAAGAACCAGAAAGGGAACGGGUCAAGAACGGGAAGAUGAGCAAGCGAUGGCAUGUUCAGAGGCUCAAGCCGGAUCGUUAUCCCAUAGUCAAUCCGAUGGAUCUAUCAACUCCAGGGUAUCGGAAGACCUUCGUAAAGUGCAGGAGGAGAACGAGAACUUGAAACAAAAGCUAACUGACAUCGAGAAAACCAACAAGAACCUUCAGUCGGAGGCCGAUAAAAACCGUAAAGCACUUCAUUCAGCAGAAUUAAGAAUCGAGGAGCUUUUACAAGAAAUGGAACAAUUGAGAAACAUUAGUUACGUGGAAAGUCCUCUAGCUGCGAGCGAUCGCGCAGUGCUUCCGACAGAUUUGGAAACACCUCAGAUUAAUCUAUUGGACUCUGAAGCUUCAGCCCAGUUGCAUAAUCAAGUUCAACGAUUGGAGAAGGAAAUUAGACUAAAAGACAGCAACUUUGAACAACUUAAAAUUACUAUGGAGUUGCAGCUUGAAGAACUACGAAAUAGAAACGGCAAGCUAAAACAAGAUAUCGAAGGUUUAAAAGCUGAGAAGGAUGAACUUAACAAUGCAUUAGACGACAUCAAAAAAGAACUAGAAAAGAGACGGAAUGAAGCAGAGAAACACGAAAAACAGUCCACAUUGCUUACAUCCGAAAUACAAACUCUGGAACAGCAGAUUACAGUAAAAGACGAAAAAAUAAGUAAUCUGGAAAGUCUUACGGAUAAACUGAGGUGUGAACUCGAUGACAAAAAUAUUUAUUAUAUCGGUGUAUUAAACCAACGACAAGAUGAUAUGCAACGGUUAAGCGACGAACAUCGGGAACUGCAAAAUAACGCUCAAAGCAGGUUGUUGCAAAUCAGAUCUAAAAACAUUGAUACAUUACAAACCAUUUUUGAACAGCUAACUUGUUCCAACCCUUAA
Enterobius vermicularis (human pinworm) is the source of this 1080-nucleotide messenger RNA. The record is from the annotation of a GenBank genome assembly. Lineage: Eukaryota; Metazoa; Nematoda; Chromadorea; Rhabditida; Oxyuridae.